Salvelinus sp. IW2-2015 is the source of this 1952-nucleotide messenger RNA. RefSeq names its product serine/threonine-protein kinase 35-like. Gene Ontology annotation, molecular function: protein kinase activity; ATP binding. Gene Ontology annotation, cellular component: nucleus; cytoplasm. Gene Ontology annotation, biological process: protein phosphorylation. The record is from RefSeq and is a predicted model, not a curated record. NCBI's taxonomy places the organism in Eukaryota, Metazoa, Chordata, Actinopteri, Salmoniformes, Salmonidae.
CAUAGCGUCAUUAGCCAGCUAAACAGAUUUACAGUAUUUGAAGAAAGGGAGGGUUAUCUGACGGUUAAUCUAUAACAAUUAAGCGUCAUAAAUUUGAUUGUCAUUAGUUUAACUCAAGUAAUGAAAAAUACACAUAUUUUUCCUAAACACUUGUUUUCGACAAAAAAMAAGUCAUGGAUAUACGCAACGGGAGGAGGCGAAAGAUAAGAACCCCAAGAAGUCUGAGGGCUUACAAAAGGCUGGUUGAAGCACAGAACGCUACCGCCAACAUGACGAAACGAGAGGUGUGCAAAGUCCUGAGGUCGCUAGCGGUAGAGAACAACAACGUGGACAUCGAUGUCCCCAUGGAGGAGCACUGUUUCUCUAUGAACUUUAGUAAGAACGAGAACCUCGAGGAGCAUGCUAUGGUUAUGGCACCACGCUACAGUCUGUUGCGAGAGGUCGGAAGGGGCAGCUAUGGGGUAGUGUUCGAGGCAAUUGCACGGAGGACAGGGGCAAGGGUAGCGGUUAAAAAACUCCAGUGUAACGCUCCUGAAAAUGUGGAACURGCUCUGUCAGAAUUCUGGGCUUUGGCAAGCCUGGAGAAGAAGCACGAGAAUGUGGUGCAGCUCGAGGAAUGUGUGCUCCAAAGGAAUGGAAUGGCCCAGAAAAUGAGUCAUGGAAAUAAGAGGUCAAAACAAUACCUGCGGUUGGUGGAGACUUCACUAAAAGGUGAGCGAAUUCUGGGCUACCCGGAGGAGCCGUGCUACCUAUGGUUCAUCAUGGAGUUCUGCGAGGGCGGGGACCUGAACCAGUACAUCCUUUCGCGACGGCCCGAUCCACGCACCAACAAGAGCUUCAUGCGCCAGCUGACCAGUGCCGUGGCCUUCCUGCACCAGAACAAUAUUGUGCACCGCGACCUCAAGCCCGACAACAUCCUCAUCUCCCAGAAGUCAGGGUUGCCUGUGCUCAAAGUGGCUGACUUCGGCCUCAGCAAGGUCUGCGCAGGCUUGGGCAAAGACGGCAAUGAGCACCCCAAAGCUGGAGGCGACGGAAACAACGUGAAUAAGUUCUGGUUGUCGUCAACAUGUGGCUCAGACUUUUUCAUGGCGCCCGAGGUGUGGGAGGGCCACUACACAGCCAAGGCGGACAUCUUUGCCCUGGGCAUCAUCAUCUGGGCCAUGCUGGAGCGGAUCACCUUCAUCGACGRCGAGUCCAAGCGUGAGCUGCUGGGCACCUACGUGCGUCGGGGCACUGAGAUUGUGCCAGUGGGUGAGGCGCUCCUGGGGAACCCCAAGAUGGUGCUCCACAUCCCGCAGAAGACACGCAGCACCAUGUCUGAGGGGGUGAAAAAGCUUCUGCAGGACAUGCUUGCGGUCAACCCCCUGGACCGGCCCGACGCCUUCCAACUGGAGGUGCUGGUGAACCUAGUCACGUGUGCUGUGUGACACCGCUCCCCUCCCAUUCCCUUUUCCAAACCAUGGCCAGUAAGAGAAGGGUCUGCUUUUUUACCAGAUGUUUACUAACUCAAUGUGGGAUCCCGAGUCUGUACAGAGGUGGAAGAAGGGACUCUGAUCAUCUCUGAACUGUAAAACCUCUGUGAUUGAGGCCAGCACUUCAAWAAUCAGGACACCAUCACAGGAAAAGCUAUGCAAUCAAGUCGUAUGGAAAGUCAGGUUCUCUCCCCGUCAUCUUCUGUUUUAAAUUUGGAAUGUUGUCACCAAAAAGCCAAAAGACAUUCACCAAUGUAUGAUGGUCAGCUAUGCCAGACCAGUGCUUCCUUGCACACCUGCUUUGAAAUGGCCCAAAGGAGUAAUCGUGAUUAAGUUAUGUUUAUAUAUUUUUUUCUUUGGUUCGGUUAUGGACGGGUUCUUCCUUCUCCUCCAAUGUUGACAUGUGUUGUUGGAUGGGGCCACAGGCUAGUAUGAAUGGAUCCUUGUCACGUAUGGACUGGAGAGGCUAACAUGUUGCAU